Molecule: messenger RNA, 1111 nt
Organism: Haliaeetus leucocephalus (bald eagle)
Lineage: Eukaryota; Metazoa; Chordata; Aves; Accipitriformes; Accipitridae
Gene: RPS24
Product: ribosomal protein S24
Exons: 4
Coding region: 91-633 (180 amino acids)
Biological process (GO): translation
Cellular component (GO): ribosome
Molecular function (GO): structural constituent of ribosome
Source: RefSeq, a predicted model, not a curated record
UGCGGCAAAUCCGCCCUGUGCUGCUGCCAUCCCGCCCCCGCGGGGCUCCCCAGCUGCCGGGCUGGCCUGCCUGUAGCGGGCUACGGGGGUAUGGUGGAAACUGAGCGGGCGCUUGUCAUCCCGCUUUGGGCCGGGGCUCCUGCGGCCUGGCCAUGGCGGGUCGGUACCGGUUGGUGGCGGCGAGCUGUGGGCCGCGGCAUAUGUUUGGCCUGCUGCGUCUCCGUGCUGCUGAAUGACACAGUGACCAUCAGAACCAGGAAGUUCAUGACAAACAGGCUGCUUCAGCGCAAGCAGAUGGUGAUUGAUGUUCUUCAUCCUGGGAAGGCCACAGUCCCCAAAACAGAAAUCAGGGAAAAGCUGGCAAAAAUGUACAAGACAACUCCUGAUGUAAUUUUCGUCUUUGGCUUCAGAACUCACUUCGGUGGUGGCAAGACAACAGGUUUUGGCAUGAUCUAUGAUUCCCUGGACUAUGCAAAGAAAAAUGAACCCAAACACAGGCUUGCCAGGCAUGGCUUGUAUGAAAAGAAGAAGACUUCUAGGAAGCAGCGAAAGGAGCGUAAGAACAGAAUGAAGAAAGUCAGGGGUACAGCCAAGGCAAAUGUUGGUGCCGGCAAGAAGGUAGGAUGGGAGUAGUUGUAAGCUAGCACUCUAGUAUGUUGCCUUAGAAAUGUUGAUUAGAAGUUCUUCAGCAGGAUAACACUGUUUUUCUUCCAUUUCUUUCACCUGGUCUGUUGGAUAACAGAAGGUAAUCUGUGUGGUGUCAUAUAGCUUAUCAGCUGAGUAGUUUAGUUUUGCUCCUCACUGCUGCAAGCUUAGCUGAUACAACAUGAAACAAUGCUUCUUAAAUAAUUGUUUCCUACAUUUCACUUAAACUACAGUUAAACUUUCAUAAACCUAACAGUAUCGUUCUAAUUGCAUAACUCAGUAUUGUGCUAAUUGUGUAACUUGAUAUUGCAAUAUACAAAUUAGAUCAUCUUAACACUUGAUACUCAGACUGCCUAAAUAUCUAAUGCUUACUCCACCAAGUUACUGUUAUUUAUGGUGUUAUUAAUAAAGGAGGCUUUGUUAAAGAUGUGUGGUGGUGUAGGCAGUGAGGACAGUGUGUAAAUAG